Suillus fuscotomentosus is the source of this 1056-nucleotide messenger RNA. Its product is annotated as Cwf15/Cwc15 cell cycle control protein-domain-containing protein. Gene Ontology annotation, biological process: mRNA cis splicing, via spliceosome. Bases 181 to 996 code for a protein of 271 amino acids. NCBI's taxonomy places the organism in Eukaryota, Fungi, Basidiomycota, Agaricomycetes, Boletales, Suillaceae. The transcript has 4 exons. Gene Ontology annotation, molecular function: RNA binding. Gene Ontology annotation, cellular component: catalytic step 2 spliceosome. The record is from RefSeq and is a predicted model, not a curated record.
AGGUAGUAGAGCAGUCGGCGGAAUCUCGGCGAGAUCGAUCCUCCACCAUAGAUCCGCGCUGGGUCUGUCGGAGCUAAAGGCUGAGUUUGGAAUUCGUGCCGACUCGCCGUCAAUACUGUUCAAGUCGCAUACAGCUAAGUUUAGGCCAGGGCUUCGCAUACUCCGUCGACUUUCGAUACAAUGUCCACAGCACAUAGACCGACAUGGGAUCCUGCCCAAGCUCGCGAUGUAAAAGGUGGCUCUCGACAGUUCUCUGUCCGAGACAUGGCAGCACACACGAAGCUCAAAUUCCGGCAACCUGGACAAACGUCCGUUGGGGACGUCGCACGGAGAGACUUACGCAUGGAUCUAUUAGCAGCGGAGGAAGAAGCACGAAACAAGAAGCGAAAAGCAGAGGGAAAGCCACCGCUACCGCUCACACUCACAAAUGGAAACGCGACGGAGGCAGGGGAUGAGGCUAACAAGCGGAGGAAGCUAUUGGAAGAAGCUCUGGAGCUGGACAAGGACGAUGAUGAUGACGAGGAGAAAGAGGAAGGUGCUGAGUCUAGAGAGCAGGAGAAUGGGGAAGAGCAGGACGAGGAAAGUGAAGAGUCGGACGAGGAAGAUGAGACCGCUGAGUUGAUGCGUGAGUUGGACAAGAUUAAGAAACAGCGGGCAGAAGAGAAGGCCCGUCAAGAGCGGGAACAGAAUGCGAGUGCUGCAGUGGCACGAGAAGCUGAGAUAGCUACCUCAAAUCCUCUCUUAAAUCUUGCUGCGGCAUUGGGACAAUCACCUGGUGUGAAUACAACUAUACCGGGGACAUUUUCCGUGAAACGGAGAUGGGAUGACGGUGAGUCACUCGGUUCCUUUACAAUUCGUCCUCUGCUAACAUUGUUCGUCUCAGACUUAAUAUUUAAGAACCAGGCGGCGAAUCAGAAAGACAAAUCUGGCCAAUUCGUCAACGACCUGCUACGGACAGAAUUCCACAAAAAAUUCAUGGCGAAGUUCAUUAAGUAAAGAGAUAAACUAUGUAAAUUAUGACCGCUUUAUUGCAAUACCCAGCUGGGUUUUUCAUCC